AAAUUGUAGAUCGCAAUUGCAAGUAUGUUAUCUUGGAUACGAAAAUUAUCUAUUGGCACUAAAAUAAAAGAUGGUUUGUUGCCUGAUGGAGAUAUGGGGACUGCACAAGAUCUUGUUAAUAAAAAAAAUCCAAGUGAGGUUACCGAAAAAGACAUUACUGAGUUGAAAGAAACUGUCUAUGAUUUGUUGAGGACAAUAAAAGAUCCAGAAAAACCACAAACUUUGGAGCAAUUAGAAGUUGUUUAUGAAGAUGGAGUUAUCAUUUGCCCGUCAACCCCCAACGGGACCUUUGUCAUCCGCGUUGAAUUCAAUCCCACUGUGCCACAUUGCUCUCUAGCUACGCUGAUAGGAUUGUGUAUUAGGAUUAAAUUAGAGCGAUCAUUAAUCGAGUCUUUUAAAUUAGAUAUUUAUAUUAAAGAAGGCGCUCACUCUACUGAGGAAGAAAGUAUGUAA
Messenger RNA from Cotesia congregata, 453 nucleotides. NCBI's taxonomy places the organism in Eukaryota, Metazoa, Arthropoda, Insecta, Hymenoptera, Braconidae. The record is from the annotation of a GenBank genome assembly.